Penicillium malachiteum is the source of this 1140-nucleotide messenger RNA. RefSeq names its product threonine aldolase GLY1. Gene Ontology annotation, molecular function: L-allo-threonine aldolase activity. Lineage: Eukaryota; Fungi; Ascomycota; Eurotiomycetes; Eurotiales; Aspergillaceae. The coding region runs from base 1 to 1140 and encodes 379 amino acids. The record is from RefSeq and is a predicted model, not a curated record. The transcript has 3 exons. Gene Ontology annotation, cellular component: cytosol. Gene Ontology annotation, biological process: glycine biosynthetic process; L-threonine catabolic process.
AUGGCCAACCCCUCGGUAGCCCUCGGCCAGACUAGCUGGCAUGGAGCCGGCGCGGCAGAGUUUGACUUGAGAAGUGACACAAUGACCAAACCCACUCCUUCAAUGCUCAACGCUAUCUGUCAGACCACGCUACUGGACGAUGUCUUCAAUGAGGACCCAACAACCAAUGAGUUACAAAGCUAUGUCGCCCAAAGAACCCAGCAUGAGGAUGCCCUGUUAGUGCUGUCGGGCACAAUGGGUAACCAGGUGGCCAUUCGCUCCCAUCUGACCCAGCCGCCUUAUGCUGUGCUCUGCGACCACAGGGCUCAUAUCAUCUGCUACGAGGCCGGCGGCGUCAGCCUGUGGACUGGUGCUACAGUACAGACAGUUGUACCGAAGAAUGGCAUUCACCUGACCUUGGAGGAUGUCAAGAAAUAUGCAGUACUCGACGACAACAUCCACCAUUGCCCGACAAAGCUGAUCAGCUUGGAAAAUACUCUAGAUGGGAUGGUGAUGCCGCUAGCAGAAGCUCGAAGGAUCGUUGAGUGGGCUCACGCAAAUGACAUCAAGGUGCAUUUAGAUGGUGCACGACUGUGGGAGGCUGUGGUGUCUGGGGCUGGAAGUCUCUCGGACUAUACCAGUCUGUUUGACAGUGUCAGUCUAUGCUUCUCCAAGGGGCUAGGAGCCCCCAUUGGAAGCAUCCUUGUCGGUUCCAAAGAGCUCAUCAAAAAGGCACGUUGGUUCCGCAAAUCAAUUGGCGGUGGUACACGCCAAAGUGGUGUCUUUGCCUCCGCCGCCAGGGUAGCCAUAGAUGAGACGUUCGGAACCGAUUCUCAUGGCAAGACUGGUCAGCUUUUUGGGACUCAUGAAAAGGCUAAGCGUAUUGGAGAGAUGUGGACCAGCCGUGGUGGUAAACUGCAGUAUCCAGUUCACACUAACAUGGUCUGGCUGGAUCUGGAGGCCUCUGGAGUAGGACCCAAUGACAUGGCCACGAUUGGCGAAGAGUUAGGAUUAAAGCUCCUUGGAGGACGUAUAGUAGUCCACUACCAGGUAUCGGACGAAGCAAUUUCUCGUCUCGAACGGGUGUUCGACACCGCAAUGAAGGGAGAUUUUCAGCGCAGUGAAGACCAAAGCAAGCCCUAUGGUAGCAGUAAGCCAUAG